UUCGCGCUCUAAAAAAAUUAAAUUUGCAUAUGUGCAAUGUACCAACUGAUGGAGACUCGCAAAAUGUGCUGGUAGCAUUUGACUUUUUUUGGCGGCCAAAUGAAGAAAGAACGAAGCUGUUUACUUGUGCGCAUUUGCGAUAAUGGCCACUGUUGCGGGUCCUCAUCGUGAUUGUACACCCUUUUAGUGCUCCUCAUAUUUUCCUUUUGCGCGGUUUUCUUGUGCCAAAGCAAAAGCUGUGCAUAUGAGCUAACACGCAGUUAGCGAGCACUACCCCCAAAUUGGUAAAUAUUUUUAAAAACAUCACAUAUGAUAUAAGCACACGUUUGGGCAGGUUUCUUACCUUUUUCGUGAAACUACACACCUGUUAUGAAAAAAAAAAAGAAUCGCUUCACAGCUAGGCGACACACCAAACAAUUCUACAGCAACAAGUGCAGUUGUUGUACAUCCCUCAUGUGGUAAAAUUAAAAUGCCAGGUUUGCCUUGCACAUACUAUAUUACAGCUUUGAAAGGCAUACAAAGGCACAAAUUUUGGCCCGCGUUCCAGGAAGAGAAUUUUUUUUCCUCAUAAAAUUAGUGAAUAACAAUGCGCGAAAUUGCCGCUAAAUCUGUACAACACGGAGGUAAUCACAUUUCAUGGUUAAUUAGGGUCUCUUACUUGCUAUAUGUGUUCCCUUUUUCUGUUCACUUUGCGGUUAUUUUAUUUCUCUUCCUCUUCAAUUUUUUUUUUUUUUUUCCUUACUGCCAAUUUGAAGCGGUACGGUUAGCGCUUUUUAAAAGAGCGAAUCUUUUAACUGGGUACCCUCUUGAAUAACUUUCCCAUUGAGGUCAUUAACGCGCCAUCUGUUUAUGCCUGACCAGCUGACACAGUAAAUGAUAUGUCGCUACUGGAAUUCAUAUACACGUGGUCAACCGCACCGCAACAUCGGGAAACCCCCACACCACUUCCCCCGAUCGGCCCCUUCACAACAGUGGGCCAAACGCUCCACACGCAAACGACAAAUGAGACACAAUGCAUCAUUUAAACUGCCUUAAGUUCCCAACUCGCCAUCAUUUCAAAAGCGUAAUAUUCCACCAGCAUUUUUCCAAAAGAAAAAUUAGCGACACGUGUGAAAGUAAAAUAAUCACCCUCUCCAAAAGUAAAGAGUAUGACCAUUUGAAAAUCUACAGGAAUAACAUUUACAAUAACUUGUACGAGAAUCAAAUUUUGCAAGGAGUUAAAGUACACAGAGUGGACCCUGAGGGGUACGGAGAAAUAGCGAUAUACUCAGCUAGGCAGCACUUCCUGUUUUUCUUAAAAUUCUUUUUGUUAAUUCCAGACGAGCAAGUCAAUUUAAAAGUUGUGGACAUCAAUAAAAAGAAAAAAAAAACAACCUUCCAAGUGCUCUGCAAAACGAGAAAGAGCAAAUACGAAAUAGUGCCCCGCUGUGAAUACUUUUCCAAAUGUGGCGGGUGUAUAUAUCAACAUAUCGACUACAAAUUUGAACGGAAAUUAAAAAAAAAUCUGCUAACCAGUUUGUGUGAAAAGUAUAACAUACAUGUGCUAGCUAGUGGAAAGGAUUACCUACAAAAUGAUCACUACUUUUGCGAGGAGGGUCAACAGGAUGGGGAGGACCUGCUCGAGAUUUCCCAAAUAAAGAGGGAGUAUACGUCUACCGAGUUGGAAGAGGAAGACAACGCUGGCGAAACGGAUAGCACAAGUGGCAGUUGCACCAGUUGGGGUGGCACCCCUGAUCAAGCAAGUCACACACCGAGUCAAAAAAUCUGCGGCGAACAUAGGGACAGCCCCAAAGCGAAGCGCGCGAACUGCGCAAGGAUGUACGACUUUUUAUUUUCAGACGAUUACUACUACAGAAAUAAAUCCUCCAUCAACUUAUCCGUGACUGACCAUUUAUCAAUCGGCUUCUACAAAAGGCACAGCUACGAAAUUUGCGACGUGGACAAAUGUCACAUUCACGAUGAGCACAUACAAAAUGUGUAUGAACAAGUUAAAAAGGAAAUAUUAGACAAUUUUAAAAAAAAUUAUAUUUACAUAUUUAACAAAAUAAAUAACAGUGGCUACCUAAAAAGUGUAGACAUCAAACUGAGCAGGAGCGACACUGAGCAGCAAAUUUUAGUGAGCUUUGUUGGCUUUUCGCUGAAUGACAAGGCAAAAAAAGCCCUCACAAAAAUUUCACUCAAGUUGGGCGCCAAAAAUACAUCCAUUAAAGGCAUCCUAUACAACGUAGAAACGAAUAAGUUAAAACAAAACAGAAAUGAAGUCACUUUAUACGGCCAAAACUGCAUUUACCAUUCCUGUGGGGGGUAUACCUAUAAAUUAGGAGCCAACACCUUUUUCCAGCCAAAUCAGCACCUAAACGAAUGCAUCGUCCAGAUCAUUCUUAAAUUAGUGAGGAGUUACAAAAUAAAUGCCAAGCAAUCUUGCGUGUAUGACCUUUUCUGUGGGAUUGGCUUUUAUUCCCUCCCUCUUUCUGACCUAUUCGGCCAAGUUAUCAGUGUAGAUUACUCCAUAGAUAAUAUAAAAAAUUUAGAAGAAAACGUCAAAAUGAAUAACGUGAAAAACGUAAAAUGCUUCAAUUUGAAUUUGUUUAACCUGCACAGCUUGAGGCAAAUCAAUCUCCACAUCAGGAGGUACAUUGUCAAUUCGGUCAAACAGAAAAAUUAUGAUGUGUACCCCCUCUUGAGGGAGAAACUUCAUUCCACGUACGUCUCAGCAGACAGUGAGGGGGCCCUCGUGGAGAACUUGCAGGUUCACUCCCCGUAUAGCAGCUUGCCAAGUUUCAUUCACGCCCAUUUAAACGAAUGGCCCUCCGAAGAGGCGAACGGGGACGUCUGCAGCAGUUUGGCCGAAAGUAGCCACACAGAUUAUGAUGACGAUGUUUUGCAAAAUGCACCGGAUGGAAAAUUUCCGACGGUGGAUUCGAACAAAGUAGACGAAGCUUCCUACUCGUCUAGAGAAUUUGUCAUUCCAGUCCCCGACUUGGUGAUCAUUAACCCGCCGCGGAAGGGGUGCGAAAAGGUGUUCAGAAGAUGGCUACGGGGGCUCUGCUGUCGGUACAUCAUCUACAUAUCAUGCAAUGCGAACAGCCAGUUUCGGGACAUCAACCAUUUGAGCAACUUGGGCUACAUGGUCAGGGAAAUCAUUCCACUGGAUACCUUCCCACGAACUCCGCAUUUCGAGACAGUUGCCCUGUUAGAGUUCGAUUUUAAUCGAACGGUAGACAAGGAACAAAGGCAGAUAAUACAAUUUGAGCUGAACGAAAUGAAAAGCAAUAAAAAAAAAAAUAAUAAAAAAAAAGGGUAA
This is a messenger RNA of Plasmodium vivax (malaria parasite P. vivax), 3304 nucleotides long. RefSeq lists its product as hypothetical. Gene Ontology annotation, biological process: RNA processing. The transcript is spliced from 7 exons. The record is from RefSeq and is a predicted model, not a curated record. Bases 1013 to 3304 code for a protein of 763 amino acids. NCBI's taxonomy places the organism in Eukaryota, Apicomplexa, Aconoidasida, Haemosporida, Plasmodiidae.